AUGAGUAACAGUGGAGCUCUCUCUAAAUUAAAAGAGGAGAGUCUCCACUACUUAUAUUGGCUAGAAAUGUUUAAAAAUAAGGUCAAUGAGUCAAAUGAUCUCUAUUAUAAGCUUCAACUCCUAUUUUUGGCCUGGUUUGAUAAUUUAUCUCUAAUUCAGAAAGAAUACUUGCCAGAAACAGAAAAUAAAGGUGGUAAUGAUUACGAUAUCGUAGAAAAAUUUAAGUCUUGCUCAAAUUCAAUUUCCGAAUUUAUAUCUUCGAAGGUAAACACCAAAUUUGAAGACGAAAUACUGAAUGAAGAGAUUAAAAAUAUUCAUUCUCUCCUUGAAUUUUUCCAGGAAGUUUGCAAAAUUUACUAUGAUUUUCAACCAGCAAUAGAUCCAACGAUGACUGCCCCAAAUUUUAUAUCCUGUGUGAAUACCAGAAAGCAAUUUCCAAAAAUAGUUCAAUUAUUAGCCGAAAAAAUCGAUUUACCUGAAAAUGAAUGCGCAACAUUAGCUGAUAUCCCUCCAACAUUCCCUACAUUUAAAUUUUCUUAUACUAUGCUUCUCGGUGAGUUAAUUGGAAUUGAAAAAACUACAACAUGUGAAGAAGCAGCCUUAAUUUCAAAAUACGAUCAAAAUCAACUACCUUUAUUCUGUCCAUCCCCAUCUCUUUUAGCCAAUCAUCCUAGUUUUGUUCAACUAAAAGAGACUCAAAAGACAUUAAUUUCGAAAAUACAAGCAAUUCAUGAAAUGUCCAACAAACAAGCAAGCGAAAUCAUAGAACAACUGACCAACUACAACAAGUCUAUCGAGUUACUCAACCAAACUAUCAAAAUCGAAGCUCCUCCGAUAAUUGAAAGUUUAUCUCAAACGUUUAAGUCAUAUUUAGACAUUACCGAACAGAAGAGAGAGAACAGUUUCCUCACACAAUUGAGAAAUGAAGUUCAAUCUACCCUCGAAAUUACUGCAAUUCAGAAUUUUUCCGAAUUCGAAGAAAAAUUUAUUGAAACAGAUCCAGAAGAUGUACAAGAACUACUCACUAACAUGAAAAAUGCAAAAGAAUCAAUCGAAAAAGAAAAUAAAGAACUUCAAAAUCUUAUUAUUUCAAAAGAUCGAAAAUUACAACUGAAUGAACGAGUUAUUCAUACUCAUGAGACACGAUCUUCCAUUUUAGAGAUCCCAUUAGAUAAUUUACCCGAUAAACUCAGCAAACAUUCCAUAAAUAUCCUAAAUACACUUGAAUUUCUUUCGAUUCCACCUCCAAUCGAGCGAUGCUUCAAAAUCAACAAUUCCUUUCUCUCGGAUGAGUUCAUAGAGUCACUAACAAUACAGCCAGGCGUUCAAGGAUGGCAUGAUAACUGCAUUAACUACUUAAGUCAUUGUGUUCGCGAAAAACAAGACUUGUUAAAUAGUCUGCAGAUCGAACUCAAUCAAAUCAACAACUUUGCAAACGUUUUGAAAGAAUCCUCGCAGACAUUGACGAAAAAGAAGAACAAAGAAGCUCCAUUCUGCAGAUCGUGCGAGACAUUGAGAAUGUUCUGCAUCUGUUCGUGCGGACACACUUUCUGCGAGGGAUGCUACAGAGAAAUGGUCGCUGCACUACCUCACGUUUGCAAGUACUGCGGGAAAGCAUUCCAACAAACAGACGUUGUCCAGAUCAAUUGGUGA
Messenger RNA from Trichomonas vaginalis G3, 1653 nucleotides. Its product is annotated as RING/U-box family. The transcript has a single exon. The coding region runs from base 1 to 1653 and encodes 550 amino acids. The record is from RefSeq and is a predicted model, not a curated record. NCBI's taxonomy places the organism in Eukaryota, Parabasalia, Trichomonadida, Trichomonadidae.